Messenger RNA from Ambispora leptoticha, 276 nucleotides. NCBI's taxonomy places the organism in Eukaryota, Fungi, Glomeromycota, Glomeromycetes, Archaeosporales, Ambisporaceae. The record is from the annotation of a GenBank genome assembly.
AUGACUAAAUUCACCAAAUCACAAUCAGAAUCAUUACAAGAUAAUCAAAGAUGCAUUCUUCAGGAAAUGGUCCAAUAUCAAUGUAAAAUAGAAAAUAAUCGAGUGAUAGAUUCAAAAAUAAUUAGAUGUGCUGGUAAACCGACGAUCGAAGUGACCCCAAUAUAUGAUAAGAAUGGGGUGGCUGAAGCUGGAUCAUCUUCAUCCAGAAAAUUCGAUGAUUUUUACGAAGGCGAAGUGUUUAAAAGUUUCUAUGAAUUAGCGAGAAUUAUCCGAUGA